Messenger RNA from Dunckerocampus dactyliophorus (ringed pipefish), 2174 nucleotides. It is a transcript of the gene chac2, whose product is annotated as ChaC, cation transport regulator homolog 2 (E. coli). The transcript has 3 exons. Gene Ontology annotation, cellular component: cytoplasm. Lineage: Eukaryota; Metazoa; Chordata; Actinopteri; Syngnathiformes; Syngnathidae. Gene Ontology annotation, molecular function: gamma-glutamylcyclotransferase activity; glutathione specific gamma-glutamylcyclotransferase activity. The record is from RefSeq and is a predicted model, not a curated record. Gene Ontology annotation, biological process: glutathione catabolic process. Bases 64 to 615 code for a protein of 183 amino acids.
UGUAACCAAAAUCAAAAUGGUAAUCUCUUGAAAUUUAUUGUGACGGGUAACGAGGUGAACACCAUGUGGGUCUUCGGUUACGGCUCCCUCAUUUGGAAGGUGGAUUUUUCUUAUGAGGAAAAAAGAAUUGGCUACAUUAAAGGUUUCAGUCGUCGUUUUUGGCAGGGAAGCACCGACCACCGGGGAGUACCGGGAAAACCUGGCCGAGUUGUGACACUGGUGGAGGAUCCUGAGGGCUGUGUUUGGGGCGUGGCCUACAAGCUCCCCACGGGCCGCGAGCAGGAAGUGAAGCGCCACCUCGACCACCGGGAAAAGGGUGGCUACCGAGUCAUGGCCGUGACCUUUCACCCCAGACAAGACGACGACCGCACCCCAGGCCAGACGCUGCUCUACAUUGGCUCGCGGGACAACCCCGACUACCUGGGUCCCGCCCCUCUGGAGGAGAUCGCCAACCAGAUCGUCAGCUCCACGGGGCCGAGCGGCCAGAACACGGAGUAUCUGUUCCAGCUGGCCGACGCCGUGAGGAGCAUCCUGCCCGAGGAUAAAGACGCGCAUCUGUUCGCUCUGGAGAAGCUUGUACGCAAGAGACUGCAGGACAGUUGCACCGUUAAAUAAGAAAAAUAAUCCCCAUUGUGACGAUGUCAUACACAAUCUCAGGGUUUUCAAUGUCUCUCAACCACACAGCAAUAGACACUUGUUCUCUUUGGAAGGAAGCAGCAUGGUGCUACACAACACAUCCUUGCUCACAUUGGAGGCAACACAAACUCUUUUGUACAUAAAACAGGGUAACGAGGCGCAAAAGACAACAAGGAAGAAAUAUGGUGUCUUAACACACACAAGUACCCCUUUGAAAAAUGGAACAACAUAACCGACACAGGAAGUAAACUGACUUAACACAGGAAGAGAAGUUUACAGAAAAUAUAACAAGAAAGCUAGACUGACUUCCUGAUUUAAAAACACAAGAGAGGCCAUUUUUGAUACUUUUAGCUAGCAGGCUACUUCCUGGUUCGCAGUGGAUGAUGUAAGACUUUCCAAAUGGUUCCAUUGUGACUCAAAACUGCAAAUAAAUAAAAAAUCUAAAGUGACAAAGUACAGAUUAAAAGAAAAUCUCUCAAGCUGCUGUGCCUCCCCUACCACAUGCGUUAAAGAACUGUGAAAACGACCUUUUUAAAUAAAAUAGUCCAACAACGUUUUACUUGUAACCUAGUCAGACAAAUUUUAGUGCAACAAAAGUUUUAGGAGUGCCUUAAAUUCCAUCCAUUUUCUACACAGGACCGCAUGUUCUCAUUUGGGUGCCAGCUGACGUGUCAGCGAGGGUGGGGUACACCCUGGACCGGUCACACAUCACAAGGCACAUAUAAACAACCAUUCACAUUUAUGGACAAUUUAGAGUUUCCAAUGAACCAAGCAUGCAUAUUUUGGCGAUGUUGGAGGAAGCCGGAGUACCUGGUGAAAAUCCACACAUACAGUAUAUGGGGAAAAUAAAACAGGAAGACCCUUUCGCGUUUUCAGUCUCAGAAUGCUAUUGGGUCAUAUAUCUGUAUAUAAGGCCCACGCCUCAGGUCAAGAAGUCACACAACCUCCAGAUUUUUGAGACAGCAUCAUCCCCUCGAUUUACUGGACUGGAUUUAUCUAUCUGUAAGUACGUAAGUAGAAUGCUUUAAGUAUUUUUUGUGUGUUUAUUACAGUGUCUAGAACAUUGCCAUAUGUAGUCAUUGUGGAAAAUGUGCGUUACAUCUUAUAGUCUGAGCUUGUUUUGUAAUUGUUGCAUUACAACGUAGGGUGAAUGUCAUAAUCAAAACAACCGUGUCUUGAGAGGAACUAGAUAACUUUACAUAUAUGCAGUAUAUAUUUCAGUGUAUAUUUACUAUAUAUUAUAUACUUUAACUUUACAUUACACAUGAUCUCCACAUUCUCACCUUAUCCAUCCAUCCAUUUUCUAUACCGCUUCUCCUCAUUAGGGUCGCGGGGGUAGGCUGGAGCCUAUCCCAGCUGACUUUGGGCGACAGGUGGGGUGCACCCUGGACUGGUGGCCAGCCAAUGGCAGGGCACAUAUAGACAAACAACCAUUCACACCCACAUUGGAUUGGUUUCAGCAUGUUUAAUAAAAAUUAAAUGCAAAGAAUAUUAACGUUUUCUGUGUGUGACCAACAUUUUUCUACAGAGGGCAGCAU